This is a messenger RNA of Acanthosepion pharaonis, 1347 nucleotides long. NCBI's taxonomy places the organism in Eukaryota, Metazoa, Mollusca, Cephalopoda, Sepiida, Sepiidae. The record is from the annotation of a GenBank genome assembly.
AUGUUUGAAAAGAAAAGAAAAGAAAAAUAUCUCAAUAUUUUUCUUUCGUUCAAUUUUGCAUUUUUGUCCCCCUUUUUUUUUAUUGCUUUGGAACACGUUUUUACUUACUUUGGUAUACGUCCAUUUUUUCUUUCUCUCUUUCUUUUUUCUUUGUUUCUUUUUACCGUACAUUACGUUUUCUCUGUAUCCUAUUUUGUUUCAUUCGAAGCAGCUAACUUCUUUCUUUUGUUUAUUUCCUUCUUUACGCCAUUUUUUUGCGUUUCAUCAUUUCCCUUUAUACCUCUUUCUUUCUUUCUUUCUUUCUUUCUUUCUUUGUAUACCCUCUUUCUUUCUUUCUUUCUUUCUUUGAACAUGUUUUUACUUACUUUCUUUGACAUACACCCUUUCUUUCUGUCUUACUUUCUUAAUUUCUUUAGUAUACCCUCUUCCUUCCUUCCUUCCUUCCUUCCUUCCUUCCUUUUCCUUUCUUUCUUUCUUUCUUUCUUUCUUUUUUUUUUUUUUUCUUUGUUUCUUUGUUUCUUUCUUAAUUUCUUUAGUAUACAAUCUUUCUUUGUUUCUUUGUUUUUUUCUUUGUUUCUUUCUUUCUUUGGUAAGCAUCCUUUUGUCUUGCUUUAUUGCUUUGGAACACGUUUUUUCUUUCUUUUGUAUACGUUCUUUCUUUUUUCUUUCUUUCUUUCUUUCUUUCUUUCUUUUGUAAGCGUCCUUUUGUUUUGCUUUAUUGCUUUGGAACGCGUUUUUACUUUCUUUCUUUGGUAUACGUUAUUUCUUUCUUUCUUUCUUUCUUUCUUUCUUUCUUUCUUAAUUUCUUUAGUAUACCCUCUUUGUUUGUUUGUUUGUUUGUUUCUUUCUUUCUUUCUUUUCCACAUUACUUUUUUCUUAAACAUUUUUUCUUCUUUGCAUCUUCCUUAUUUCCAUUCUUUAAUUCCUUUUUGUUACAUUUUCCCCGGCUAUAAUUCAAGAUUACCAGUGGUUUAUAUUCGCAUUCCCUUUUUUCUUUCUUUUUCUUUCUCCCUUGGUAAACGUUCCUUCUUUCUUUCUUCUUUUCUUUGUUCCUUUCAUUCUUUGAAACGCGUUCUUUCUUUCUUUCUUUCUUUCUUUCUUUCUUUCUUUCUUUCUUUCUUUCUUUUGUAUAUGGUCUUUCUUUCUUUCUCACAUUACUUUUUUCACUUCCAACAUUUUUCUUCUUUGUAUCAUACUCAUUUCGCUUCUUUACUUCCUUUUUAUCACAAUUCCCUCGGUUCAUCUUUUGUUCUUUCUUUUUUCUUUUUUUCUUUCUUUCUUUCUUUUUUUCUUUGCAAUACACGUUUAAAUCAACUCGCCCUUCAUUCUCUCCCUUGCACAUCUUAA